AUGGACUGGCACGCGUGGCUCUCGUCGGCGCGGCUGGAGCCGACGCUGGUGAACGAGUACGCGCUGGUGCUGGCACGCAACGAGCUGGAGGCCGGCGACGCCGCCUACUUCGACCACGAGUUCCUCCGCUGCAUGGGCAUCUCCGUCGCCAAGCACCGCCUCGAGAUCCUGAAGCUCGCGCGCCCCCGCUGCCUCCGCCGCUCCUCCUCCGCCGUCACCGCCGCGUCGCUCUCCCGGAUCUUCGCUGCCGUCGACCGCGCCGCCAGGUAUCUGCGCUCGAUCGUCCGCCGACGCGGGGAGUCGUCGUCCUCGGCGGCGCUCGUGCUGGUCCCAUGCCAGCAGCAGCCCGACGGCGUCGACUUCGUACGCUCGAGCUCCAGCUACGGCUAUUGCAAGGCGCCGAAGCGGACCAGGUCCAAGCCCAAGGCUGCCGCGGCUGCUGCACCGAGGGCCGGCGGAUGCAGGGGCGCCGCGACGGUGCACGCCAUGAAGGACAUCGACAGCGGCGGCGAGGAGACGGUCAAGUGGGACCGCAUGUUCCAGGACCUUAACCCAAACUGAUCGAUGCCGCGAUCGAGUGAUUGA
Messenger RNA from Lolium rigidum, 585 nucleotides. RefSeq lists its product as uncharacterized. Bases 1 to 561 code for a protein of 186 amino acids. The record is from RefSeq and is a predicted model, not a curated record. The transcript has a single exon. Lineage: Eukaryota; Viridiplantae; Streptophyta; Magnoliopsida; Poales; Poaceae.